ACACUUUCCAGUUUAAAUAAGAAACUGGCCAGAUACUUGGAGUGGAUAAGCAGAAAUCGGUGGCCUCGAGGUAAGUUUAGAGUCGGGACAGGAUCGAUCGACUUCGUUCCAACAGUGCAGGCUAGGCAAAGGUUGUCGGACACCCCGUAUAUGUACGGCCACAUACCAAGACGGGCUACUCGGUAGCUGCGUGAGAUACAAGGGGUUGUAUAUCAAGGAGCCACGCCUAACACGAGAACCACUUCCGGUCUAGACACGCGAGCUUGCUUGCCUGCCAACCCAGCCCCAGCCUUGAGCGUCCAAUCGGUUCUCUAAAUACGUCGGCAUUUACAACCUCCUCCUAUCCAACCUAUUCCUACGACCUGGCUCAGAAUUGAGUUUUCUCUGCCGCCGGGAAAGCAGAACGCGAUCCAACUCACGCUCGCGCUGAUAUCUUUACGUGACUACGCGCCGAUUGAAAUCUUGCGGAGCAACAACAACACUCGACGUAGGAUUGGUCGCGAUGGGUAACGCUCUUGGCGAGGAGACCUAUGCACGUUCAGAACGUGUCAGAGAUGGAAAAGCAACCCAGUCUCCGGGGAGCUCUUUUAUGGACUUUGCUGCGACUGAUGCUUUCCAAAUAGUUUGGAUGGCAAUCCAAACCAAUAGCAUGGGACAGAAUAGAAUGAGGGUCAGAGCCGCGUUCAAAAUGGAGCUUGUUUGGAAAAUUCAUUGGCAGUUAUGCAACGAAAAAGUUAGCUGUCUGCAAUAUAUUGAAACGAUGCGCUCCUUUCUUUCGUUAUUACGAUCAAAAGAAUUAAAAGCUUGUGCGCCGCUGCUGCAAUUGAAUAGACGUUGGCAAUAAUUAACGAUAAUUGCAACCUCUUUUCGGUUAUUUUCGAUUCACUAUCUUUCGAUCGUUAAAAAUGUUUUUCAUAUUUUAGAAUACUUUGUCUCUAAUAGAUAGAAAAUUUCCUAAAAAUUUGAAAUAUUUUUUUUUUUUUAGUACGAAAGAAUAAAAAACAAAAUUUCUGAAAUUGUGGAAUAUCUCUUGUUUAAUUUGUAAAAGAAAAAAAAGCGAAAAAUCGUUAUUAAUAUUCGCAUCUUUCCAUUUCAACUUUAUUGAACCAAUUACAAAAAUUGGAAAACUAUAUCCGUGCUGAAAUCACGUUAUUUCUCUAAAAUUUUCUCGGAAACGUGUGAAAGAGACAUUGUAAAUGUUAGAUCUUCGUAACGCUGCAGAAACGAAGUUCUAUUUAAAAAUGUCAAAAAAAUAGAUAUGAUACGCUGCCUCUCGAAAAUCUGUUUUGAAGUUCGCGCAUCGAUUUUUAUUGACUUUUAAAAAUUGAGUUUAUAUCGGUUUUGAUAAUGUUGUAACGUUGCAGAUCAAUUUCUACAGAAAUUUUAUUUUGCUUUUACUGGUGAUUGCUACUACGGGAAAAUAUUUUUAAAACGCAUUAAUAGCGUUUGAAUAUUCCGGCAGUUUCAUCUGGAUUAUCGAUUUUAUUUAAAUUAGCUUCUACUUCAAAAUUAAGCUGGGAAGGUAAACUGAUACGCAUUGGAAUUACAAAAUUAUGUACAUAAUACUUUGAAUUCGUUCUAUCAAAUAAACAUAUAUUGUAGGUUAUAACUUUGCUAUAAUCACAUAAAAAUAAGAGAACAUUUAGACAGUAAGACAA
Bombus impatiens (common eastern bumble bee) is the source of this 1658-nucleotide messenger RNA. RefSeq lists its product as uncharacterized. The coding region runs from base 503 to 844 and encodes 113 amino acids. The record is from RefSeq and is a predicted model, not a curated record. The transcript has 2 exons. Lineage: Eukaryota; Metazoa; Arthropoda; Insecta; Hymenoptera; Apidae.